Molecule: messenger RNA, 594 nt
Organism: Drosophila montana
Lineage: Eukaryota; Metazoa; Arthropoda; Insecta; Diptera; Drosophilidae
Product: N-alpha-acetyltransferase 20
Exons: 2
Coding region: 90-557 (155 amino acids)
Biological process (GO): N-terminal peptidyl-methionine acetylation
Cellular component (GO): NatB complex
Molecular function (GO): protein-N-terminal amino-acid acetyltransferase activity
Source: RefSeq, a predicted model, not a curated record
AAUGUGAAUCAUAUAAGAUUGUAAAUAACACUCACUCUACAUGAUCAAAAUCUAUUUGUUUUAUUCUAGCACCAUUUCCCGAUUCCAGCAUGACUUGUCUACGCGAGAUGCAUCUCGACGAUCUAUUUAAAUUUAAUACGUUGGUCUUUGAUCCGUUCACGGAGGUGUAUCGCCUCAGCUUCUUCCUGCGUCACCUGGCCCAGUGGCCCGAUCUUGCGGUGGCUGCUCUUUCACCCGAUGGCCAGUUGGAGGGCUUCAUAUUUGGUGUCGCCUCUCUCCUUAUGAACCACUUUGGGCACAUGUUGGACCUGAGGAGUGCCUGGUAUGUGGAUCUGUAUUGCCGCUGCAGCAACCAGGCUGCCUACAAGCUCUAUUGCGCCCUGGGCUACUGCCUGCGGCGUGUGCUACUCGAGUACUAUCCCGGCGAUCCGGAGGAGGAUGCCUACGACAUGCGGAAGCCGUUGUCCAUCGACGUGGAACGCCUUACCUUAGCUCUCGCCAGCAGGCAGUCAGUCCGCCUGCCCCCCGACGAGGAUAGCGAUGACGACUACUAUUAGGCCGGAUCAUAAAUAAAUUUUCGUUUUCCUUUUGGCA